Molecule: messenger RNA, 1145 nt
Organism: Sphaerodactylus townsendi
Lineage: Eukaryota; Metazoa; Chordata; Lepidosauria; Squamata; Sphaerodactylidae
Product: protein mab-21-like 3
Exons: 4
Coding region: 585-1145 (186 amino acids)
Source: RefSeq, a predicted model, not a curated record
GCAACCGGCAGCUCCCAAAGGGCAGCUGUGGUGGUGUUUACAGUCAAGAAAGUCAAGCAAAGUGCAGGCCGGGCUCAAGCGGUGUGGCAUUUACUGUCAAUACAGCAGGGGAGAGAAAAGAGAGAUAAGACGUAGAGGCCGCACUCUGCAGCCACACGACGCCCAAAAAGGACCGCAGGACAGAGGGUGGCUGGAAAUUGGACGUUUUAGGAACGAUCUGCAGACGUGCACGGCUGGACAGCUGAAGGCUUGCAGUGGGCAGGGAAUGCCAAGUGUCCGGCGUGGCUGGGAAAAGUGCCACAAGGUUUAAUUCGGGAUUGUUUGGUGCUUUCUCCAUCUCCCCGCCCACCUGUGUCGGGAUUGCCAUUCUGAAAAAGAAAAUGCAGCCCGAACAAAUUCGGGACCGAUGUUAGGAAUGGCAUUAAGCGCCCAGCUGAGAGUCCUGCAGAGCAGAAAGCUAGCUUGCUUCCCUCUUUCUGUGCUUGCGUUGAACACUGGCGCUUUCAGGUGAGAGGAGCCGCCCAUGCAAACCCCACCGCUGAUGCUUUCUGCCCAAAGAACCUCCCAAGACUGCCAGGAGGAAAAUGAAACCACUCACAGAAGAGGCUGUAGAAAACUACCUCCAGAGUAAGGUGAACCCGAGGCACCACAUGGUGUCUGCAGCGGUGGCCGAGGUGCAGAAAACAAUCCAGAGGCUGACUGCCGAAAUUAGCAAGAAAGAUUCCCGUUUCCAGGCCAUCUCCAUCUCUGAUGUGCAUCAUGAGAACCUGAAGGUCUUAGCGCCCAGCCAGUUCCUUGUCACCAUCCCGUUGGUUGGCUUAACCGGGUACAAACAACGCCAAGUGCGGCACUGGCGUUACUACACUUUGCACGGAGCAAAACUCCUGUCUCCUGUCAGGGACCCCGAGGAGCUGCAGCAGUGGCUGGAAGUGGAGCAGUUUUCCACCAGCCUCCCACUUUGGCAUGAAACAGACGUGAACAUUGAGGGCGACCUCGUGCCUGCCAGAGUCCUUGCUGUCUUCCGAGAUCUUGUGGAGAAAUCAAUCCACGGUUGCACUCUCAUGGAUGUAGAAUCGAUGCUUCAACGCUCCACAGGCUUUUGCGGCAAUUCUGUGCAUCCCGUAUCUGUGGAGCUUCAAAGAUGA